Messenger RNA from Xyrichtys novacula (pearly razorfish), 9987 nucleotides. Lineage: Eukaryota; Metazoa; Chordata; Actinopteri; Labriformes; Labridae. The record is from the annotation of a GenBank genome assembly.
AUGUCCGCUGAAGACAGCUCAUCUAUCCGUGAACGUUUCCGUUUCACAGAGGCAAGAGCCGCAGCAACACAACCAUAGACAGAUUUAGUUGAUAAUAAAACAUAUUUAAUAGGGAAAAAGUAAGUAUUUGGUCAAGUUUUUGUGAAUGGCUAAGUAUUCAAGAGCUAUGGCGUUGAUUUGUUCAGUCGUAGUCACUUUUACAUGAUUAUUAAAGGCGGUUGGAGCUCGCGUUAUCAAACGGCUAACGCUCCUGUAACGCUAGCUGGAACUGGUCGGUUUGAUCAGUUUAUUGAGGUUUAAAAAGUCUUUAUUAUUCCUUAUAUCUAUGAACUUAGGUAGUCAAAAAGGCUGCAGAGCAAACAUACUUUAAUUCUUAACAUUGACCACGUCUUAAUUGUCCUUUCGUCUGAAUUAAACAGUCCUCGUCCGUGAUCUCUUCCCUCAUCGUCUCUUUCAGGUCUCUGAGGAUGUCGGGACAGAAGCGUCCUGCGGACUCCUGCGGUCCUUCGUCCUCCGGUGCGCCUCCAGAGAAGCGGAGGGAGAGGGAAGGAGAGGACGGGGGUCCCGGUGUUAGUGCCGCUGCCGGGGGGAGCACCGCGGUGGAGACGGUCAUCAAACUGGGAGGAGUGUCCAACUCAGUGAGACCCCUCUUCUGUUACCUAAAAGAGAACUAAAAUCCUGUCCUAAAGCCAAAGAAAAGAGGAGAGCUUCUGAAGCAGAAGUUAAACUAUCAGUCUGUUUAUCUACUCAAGUCAAAGUAACAAGCACACUGGUUAAGAUGUACUGAUAACAAACGUUAACAGAUGGCAUUGAGAGUUAAGUGCAUUAAUAAGAUGUAAAAGCGUGUUUUUUUCUCACUAAUAUGAUGAACAAAGGUCAUGUGUGGAGUGAUUAUGACUCUGCAGCUAUCCAGGGUGAAGUUAUUGAGCAUUUUUGCUGCAUCUUUUGUCAGAUGGUCCCUGCACAUUUGAGUCAUUGCUAGCUGUGCAGAGAGACUCUUUAUGAUAAAGACCUAACUGAUUAUUUUAAGUUAAGGGGGUUUUAGGUGUAACAAGCAAAAUGUACUUGAUGUAUAUCUUGAAACAAGGUGACAAGUAGCACCAGUUUGGAACUUUUUCCAGGAAUUAUCAAGUAAAAGUUCAGAUUAGAAGAAUUUUUCAUAAGACUACAAGUAUACAAAAAGCUACUGCCGGGGCGGCAGUAGCUCAGGAGGUAGAGCGGUCGUCCAAUAACUGGAAGGUUGGCGGUUCGAUUUCCCCCCAUCCCAAGUCUGUCCGUUGUGUCCUUGGGCAAGACACUUAACCCACCUUGCUCCCAGUGUGUGUCCUCCACUGGUGUAUGAUUGUGAUUGUUGUUUGGUGGUGGUCGGAGAGGCUGUAGGUGCAAAAUGGCAGCCACGUUUCCGUCAGUCUGCCCCACAUCAGGAUAUUCUGACGUAACAUUAAUUUAGGGUCAAACACACAGCAACACCGAGUUAGACUCCCCCUCGGGAGAUGAAUGUUUCCAACCGCUUGCUUCUCUAGUUAUACCAACUUUGGUGACGACCGCCGGAUAGCAAUACACAGCGGUCUGAAGAGCCAUAACCCAACCCCAGCCAAAACGCCACUCUAUAGCCACAAAUAAUGCUCAGAACAGCACCUUACUUCAUCAACAGGACAUAUGAGGUCCCAGCCAUAGUACUAGCCACCAAACAUCUUUUUAACUUUGCCUAAUUUCUUUAGCGAAGAGACUAAACACAACUCACCUACUCUCUUCCAGCAGCAGCUUGUUUGUAGCGAGACCUCAGGCCAGUCCAUUACGGACUGCUGGGGGGUGACGCAGCUCAAGGAAGAACAUUUAUGAUCAUUUCUUUAUCAUUUCCUUGAAGUAAUAACCACCAUAUUAUUCAUUUUGCACUGCAGACGUGGCAGUUCUUCUGCUUUAGUGUCUCGGUCUGAUCUCAUUUCCAUAAGGAAAUGAUUAUAAAUGUUCUUCCUUGAGCUGCGUCACCCCGCAGCAGUCAGUUAGGGAGAGAGUAGGUGAGUUGUGUUUAGUCUCUUUGGAUAAGAAAUCAGGCAAAGCUGAAAAGAUGAUUGGUGGCUUGGACCGUAUAUGUACUGUUGAUGAAGUUAGGUGCUGUUCUGAGCAUUAUGUGUGGCUAUAGAGUGGCUUAUUGGUUGAGGUUUGUUUAAUGGCUCCUCAGACCGCUGUGUAUUGCUAUGGAGCAGUCUUUGCUAAAGUUGCUGUAACUACAGAAGCAAGCGGUCGGCAACAUUCAUCUCUCAAGGGGUGUCUGACUCUGUGUUACGGUGUGUUUGACCCUAAAUUAAUUUUACGUCAGAACAUCCCUUUAAUUAAUUCCUUGUUUGUUUUGCUUCUUCUCUGUGCAAUUUACUCAAGUUUGAAAUGUUUAUUCUGCAGGAGGAACAAGACAUCAAAGCUCUCCAGGCAAAGAACCGAAAGUUAGGAGAAGCUCUUGAUCAAAGACAGGUAAAUCUUUGCUAUAUUGUUUGUUGACUACUCUUGAUACGCUGGUGACCUACACUUAGGCACACUGUUUAGACAAGGUUAAUCUGACGCCAUGUUGGUCUGCAGGUAAUUGAAGAUGAAUUGCGUGAGCGGAUCGAGAGGCUGGAGACCCGCCAGGCUACUGACGAUGCCAGUCUGCUGAUCCUCAACAGAUACUGGAACCAGGUAAACAAGUUCAAACAAAGAAACUGAAGCAAAAAUUGGCUUUCCUUAAUUAACAGGUUAGUUUUUUCCUCAAGUUUAACCUGGUCAAAUGUGCUGCUGUUCUCCCCUCCAGUUUGACGAAAACAUCAAACUGACCAUCAGGCGUUAUGAUCAAACAAGUAGCGAACCAGAGAAACCUUUGCCAAAUGAAGGGCGGAGCCUGAAGCCAGAAACUCCAGAACCUGAUGGUGAUUCUAACCAGGAGAGAGCGAAGGACAGGGGUAAAGACAGAACUGAGGCAUUAUCAGGAUUUCUCACUGAUGAACUCUUUUGUUUAUGUAACCAACAAAACACACAUCCAAACCAAAACCUUCCAUGUUGUUGGUUUUCACCUAGGCCACCAGGGAGAGACGACCAACUCCUUCUUGGCCACAUUGGCUAGCAGCAGCAGUGAGGAGAUGGAGGCUGAGCUUCAGGAGAGGGUGGAGUCCAGCCAAAAGCAGGCCAAUCAUGUGGUGGAGAUCUAUGAGUGUCUGAAGAGCACUGUGGAUAAACUGAGGGCUGAAGUGGAUUCCGGAGCAGGUGAGAUGAAAUGGAGGGCAGAUCUAGGUGGAAAGUUAUGACAAAGGAGGAAUGAGGUUUAGCCAAGAAUAAAGUGAAGUUGGGUAAAUAAUGAGUUUUAUAUUGUUGCCAAUCUUUCAGAGGGCAGUCUGUGGCAGGUCGCUUCCAAACUGAACGCACACCUGACUAGUGAGAACGAGCGGCUGCAGCAGCUCACGGAGGACCUCAAGCAGAAGUACAGUCAAAUGACGAGCGAGGUACCGUGGCAGACUUAGUCUCCUUACGUCAAGUCAAUAUCAACGGUGAUCGAGAAUUUGCUUGCACAAGAAUAUGUCCCGAUAAAGUUAUCGAGUGUUGUCCAUUUUACCUUCUAAUCCAGUCUCGAGGUCUGGGUCGUGCAGCCAACAAAGCAGACCAGCGAAUCGGUGAGUUGCAGGUUCUGAUCGAGGAGCUGCAGUGGGACAUGGAGAAGAUCCGCCGCAGGGAGAACAGACUGAAUGCGCACUUGAGUGAAAUACUGGAAAGGGUGAGUUUGUGGUCCUUUUUCACUGUUUCUGUCUCUUUGUUUGCUAGUGACAGUGUUAGACAAGCUUCUUCAUGCUGAUGUUGAAGUAUCACAGUCUGUAAUUCUUCAGGUGAACAGCAAAGGCUAUAAAGUGUGUGGGGAGGCCAGCAGCGUCUGUGGGACCAUCACUAUCAACAAGAGAAAGGUACGAUUUUCACUGAGGUUUCAAAUGUGAAUUGAUCCCAAUGAAUUUUUGAGUUUGUUUCUUUUCACACCUUGCCUCAAAUAUUUUUGUCUCCCUUUUUUAAGUUUGAAGAAAUGAACAGUGAGAUGGAUGAGAGCAGAGAGCUGGCAGAUAACCGCCUCAUUGAACUGCAGAAGCUCCAGCAGGACCUGCAGAAUGUGCAUCAGGAGAACAACAGCAUGAAGGUGAAGAUGGCCUAUUGUUGAUACUAAACAGAGAUGAUGGCAUGUGAUUCACAGAAGCAUUAAAGCUUCACAAACCAUUCUUCUGUUAGCUGACAUCAGUGAACUACACACUGCCAUAAUUUAACCGACACAAAUACAUGUAGCAUUUUAAGAAACGUUAAUUCAAAGUGGUUGAAGUAGUGCAACAACGGUGUCUCAAAAUACUUCCUCAGUUUAAAUUCCAACCAAGAGAAUCCCUCUGGUUGUUUGAUGUGUCCCCCUUUUUAUCUCACUAUUAUCUCUACUCAUUUUUCCUCCCUUUCUUUUUGUUCAGGCCGAGCUGAUGAGUCGAGCAGACGGCUUGGUAAAAGAGACUUCUGAAUACCGCUGUCUUCAAUCCCAGUUUUCUGUCCUCUACAAUGAGUCUCUGAUCCUAAAGGCUCAGUUAGAUGAGACACGCGCUCGUCUCAACACUACCAGAACAGCAAGGCUCCGACAGCUGGAGCACAUGGAGGUAAAUCUAGAGGUUCUACUUGACAAGUGCACGCCAAUCAAGCUCUUUUUGGUGUUUGGAUUUGACAUUUUGGACACUACAAAACCCAGUUUAAGUGUCUUUUAUUUUUUCAUUGAUUGAAGUUUGACUUGUUACAACUGUAUCAACUCUUCCCUACAAUGCAGUCUAAAAGGAGCAAUAGCACCACCUGCUGCUUAUUUGUGUAAACCAUCCCUCACAUUCAUACUGAUCUAUGAGCAGUAAGACUGCACAAAACGUGUGUUUAGAUAGGGUGACCAUAUUCUGACUUCCCAAAAAAAGGACACGACUACACGGGGGCGGAGUCAUAGAGUCCCACUUUGUAAAUUUUGAGAGUUUUCAGGUUGGAUCGGGUGUCUUUUAUGCGCUUCUAACUCAUUAAAAUUGAAACUUACGUAUCAAAACAAAUUUGAAGGAUUUUAUAAACUUCCCGGACAGCCCCCGAAAAAGAGGCCAUGUUCGGGUAAAAGAGGACAUAUGGUCACCCUAGUCUGGGUCUUUAAAUUCUGUAAACAUUUGAACCACAUUUCGAUGGAAACGCGACUACUUUAUUUGUGUGACCCCUUCUUACUUUCAUCCGUUGAUAUGCAGAAUGAUGAGGUGGCCCUGCAGAGGAAGGUUCGUACAGAGGUGUUUCAGCUCGAGGACACCCUGGCUCAGGUCAGGAAGGAGUACGAGAUGUUGCGCAUUGAAUUUGAGCAGACUCUCGCUGCCAACGAGCAAGCAGGUAACUCACGUUCCAGCUGGGAUGUAUUGUGUUGUGAAAUGAGAUUUACAUCAGCUCUAUGGUCAAAAAAAAAAAUAGCUUCAUAGCUUGAUUUUCUCUUUUCCCAGGUCCCAUCAACAGGGAGAUGCGUCACCUGAUCAGCACUUUGCAAACACACAACCAGCAGAUGAAGGGAGAGGUGGUGAAAUACAAGAUUAGACUGAGGGAGACUCAAGCUGAGCUCAACCAGGUGGGAAAGAUGCAUUCACCUUUCAUAAGCAUGAGAAAUGAAAUUUUCGUUGUUCAGUUUGAUGACUUCAUGUGAUGGUAAUGACAAGAAGAGCACAGCAGCGUGUUCAUACAGUUGGCUGUCUCUUUAAGGUUCGGGCGUCAAAAGGAAAUGCCAUCCUUCAAUCGCAGUCGAGCACAGAGAUGGAUGUAAAGGAUGAGACGACCUCUCCUUCUACUCCAGCUGUUUCUGGAGAACCUGCCAUCAAGACAGAUCCUGACAACGGCUCUUCAACACCCAGCAGCACCGGUAACUAACACCGCUCUCACUCUGUGACAUUUUAGUUCAGGUUUUGAUACUAAAAAGCAAAAGCCAGUGUUUACAGUGUUGUAUAUAUCUGUUCGUUUGUUUUAUUUUAUCUCUGCAGGAGCCUCGGUGAAAACAGAGCCUGGAGUAGAGCCUGAAGCAAUGGUAAAAGAGGAGGAGAAGGAGGAGAAAAAGGAGAAGGAAGACAAGAAGGAGAAGGAGGUCAUAAAGAAAGAGGAGAAAGACAGGGAGCGGGAGAAAGAGAAGGAAAAAGAGCGGGAAAGGUCAACCCGUAGUGGGAGCAGCAGUGUGAUAAAGGAGGAGAAGGAGAAGCCGGGGAGCAGCAGCCAACCAGAGGAAGUGGCCGGCGAGCGCAUGUCCGUUGUCGGAGGAUCAAAGAGGAAGGAGAUGGAGCAGCUAAAGAUUGUCAGGGCGGAGCUCAAGUGAGUCCAUGUGUGGAAGUGAAUACUGUUAUCCAUCUGUUGGCGAGCAGUCAAGUCAUCUGGGUCACACACCUGCAUCAAAACCUGAAAAUAGAUCAGACUUAGAGCACAUUACAUUUUCUAUACAUAUCCAUUAGAAUUCUUGUGUUGUAUUAUUUAAUGACAAAGCUUGGGUGUUGUCAAGUCUGGUAGCUUUUCCACCUUGACUUGAAUUUCGACAUCAGAGGAACAUUUUUUUUCCUUUUGGCAAACAAAAUACUUGCUAUGCCUUAAGUUUUUAAAAUACGGCCAAAGGGACGCUUUUUUUCUAGUAUGAGUAAUUUGGCUUUCCUUGUUGCUAUGGUUACUAUCUAUCAUGUUGUACCAAAACAUAUGCCUACCGGAAGACUUAUAAAAGACAUUACGUGUCCUCUGAUACAACGAAUCACCACCAGUGACUCAUAGAUUACAAGAUCCAGCAAAACGAUUUCUGAAAUCUCUGAUCUCUGAAAAUUUUAUGCAAAAAGCCUGAAAGACUGCAGUGGGAUUUCUCCAACAUUUUUUAUUAUAGGACUUUUUAAAAAUAAUGCACAGAGUUUUAAAAGGAUUUCUGGCUCUUGUCUUUUAAUGCUGAUGUUUAACUGAACAGUGUUUUUUUUUUUCAUCAUGUCUAUGAUUGUGCAGGAAAGCUCAGGAGUCUCAGAGGGAGAUGAAACUGCUGCUGGACAUGUACCGCUCAGCACCAAAAGAGCAGAGGGACAAAGUCCAGCUCAUGGCAGCAGAGAAGAAGUCCAAGUCAGAGGUGAUCAUAACGCUGCAUAUUUGCAAAGUGAGUGAAACAAAGCAAGUGUUAGGAGGAAGGUUAAUGGAUGUUGAUGUGCUGAUAUAGGGAGAGGAGCUGCGACAGAGGCUACGGGAGCUGGAGGAACGAGAGAGGAGAGAGGGCAAAAAAAUGGCAGAUGAAGAGGCUCUGAGGAAGAUCCGCUCUGUGGAGGAGCAGAUUGAUAUCCUCAACAAGAAGCUCUCUAUAGCCAAACAGGUACACCUGCUUGUCAUACUCUGAUUUAUCACGCUCAAAAUAUCCUCCUUUCCUUCCUGACAUAACCUCCCCCUCCUCUCUGCAGGAGGAGGAUGCACUACUGAGCGAGAUGGACGUGACAGGCCAGGCCUUCGAAGACAUGCAGGAACAGAACAUUCGUCUGAUGCAGCAGCUCAGAGAGAAAGAUGAUGCAAAUUUCAAGCUGAUGAGCGAGCGUAUCAAGUCCAACCAGAUCCACAAGCUGCUGAAAGAGGAGAAGGAGGAGCUGGCCGACCAGCUGCUCACUCUAAAAACUCAGGUGAGACUCUGUAAGGUGGGACGUGACCGAAUAAAGGCUUGUUUGCACUUGUUUUGUCACACAAAGGGCCAACUGUCAUUUAUCUGUUUUAACUUGAAACGUGGUUUUUCAACAAAAAGAUUCUCAUGAAAUAAAGAUCCCCUACGGUUACCUGCUGCAUGAGCUUUUCUUCGCUUGUACUUUUGUUGCUGCCUCCAGUGCAGCUCAGUUCACUGUUAUCAGUAUCUUUUCAAUUCGUUUCUUUUCUGUAUUUCUUUGUCAUCUUAUCUUAAUUACACUUUUGUGGAUUUAGGUCGAUGCCCAGCUGCAGGUGGUGCGUAAGCUGGAGGAAAAGGAGCGCCUCUUGCAGGGCACAAUCAGUACUGCAGAGAGGGAGUUGGCACUGCGAACACAAGCCUUAGACAUGAACAAGCGCAAGGUAACACGAUGUUCCGCAAUGAUUGGCCACAGCUGUGGAGUAGAUGGAGACAAAAAAAGAACUUAAUCCAACCUGAACAGGCUUGCACCGCUUACGAAAAAGCUCACCAAUAAAGUAUUGACAAAUGAUUGCGUUGUGUGAGAGGACUCGUAUCCCUAAUGCCUCUUUCUGUACUCCAGUCGCAGGAUUCCGCGUUGCUCUCAGAGGAGGUGCGGACUCAGCUGGAGCAGGUCCAACAGAGGCUGAACCUGGUCAGAGAAGAGGUCAUAGAGAACAGUAUCUCCCGUGAAAAAGAGUCUUUUAAUGCUCGACGUGCACAGGUAAUAAGAACACACUCAUAGACUCCUGCAGACAGGUAGACCGUAUCUGUGAUAGUUUCGAUUGUGCUUCAGCAUGAAAGGUGCAAACAACAUUUCAGACUUGAACACUGUCUUUUAGGGAUCUGAAAAUUAUGAAUGUGGAUGAGUUUCCUCUUUUCUCUUUGUAGACCUGCUCCCAGUUUUUUUUUGUCCUCUACAUCACAAGUGAUCUCACUGUGAAGCUAACCCUCUUUUGUUUCACGUUGCACACUCACUAUAGUAGGUAGAUGCAGGAAGGUAUUAUACAGACUGCUAAAGGGUAUCCAUAGGGUCUGUUGACAAAUGACAGUAAGCUAAGAGAGACAGACUGGUUUGACUUAAAGUUGUUUGCUGUUUUAGGAGGACAUCUCCAAACUCAGAAGGAAGAUCGAAAAAGCGAAGAAGCCUGCUGAGAAGAUCAGCAACGGAGAUGAGAUCCUAAAUGAAGAAAUCAAUGACUAUAAGGUUCGUUUCUGUGGGUCUUAUCAUACUGAAAACAUCCAGCUUCCUGUUUUUCUUCUGCAGGAAAUUCAAAGAAUUCAGACCAGUCACUGAAGGGGAGUCACCAGGGGGGUUUCCCUUUUUAAAGUCAGUUUUCAACAAAAGUCCCAAGAGAAAACUUUGAUCGAUCAAAGUUGUAACAGAGGAUUCAUUCUAUUUUUAUUAUUUUAGCGAAACAUUUGCAUUUUCUCCCUACAGAGACCCAUUAUCCAAAGAAGAACUGCCACUUUAAGAAUAUUCUUUUCAAUGAUUUUGUUAGCCUCGGAUUAAAAUUAGCUGUGUCUUCCACUCGCUCUUCAUUACUUCCUUUGUGGUAAGGAGAUAAAAAUCAGCCUCUCUACACUUUUUCCAAAGUGUCAAGCUUUUUUUUUCCCACCAAACUAAUACAGCUAGCCUUAAAAGCUAGAUGAAAAAAAUUAAACCUGACUUCUCUUACACUCUGAUAUGAAAACCUGAAUUUGGUCGUUGUAAAAAAGCAGAGUUUAGAAACACCAGGUCAUAAAGACUGCAAAUGAUCGCUAGCUGCAAAAGCAACAAACAAGUUGAUGGAACUUGCAGUUUUAAUGAACAAUAAUGUAUUUAUCUGUUUCACACUCUUUUGUGUGAAGACUUCACACAUUCAAGUGUUAUUGAAGUCAGUGUCCAUCUCUAAAACUACAACCCUAUGCCAUACUGUUGAAUAUGUAUCCUCUUGUUUCUAUACUGCCCAUGAUCUUGAGCAUCAGUAGUGGCUACAUCUGGGUUAUAUUCAGCCUUAGUGUUGUGCUCUACAGGACGGUUGAGCUUCAGGAUAUUUGAGUCCUCUCUUUGCAGUCCAUUCAGCUCAGGUCAAAAUGGCAAAGUUUAUUGUUCAACCACUCUCACUCUCUCCCUUUCUCUCUUGUUUCCCCUCCAGGCACGUUUGACAUGUCCAUGCUGCAACUCUCGGGUGAAGGACGCAGUACUGACUAAGUGCUUCCACGUCUUCUGCUUCGAGUGCGUAAAGACGCGCUAUGACACUCGACAGAGGAAGUGCCCGAAAUGCAACGCCGCUUUCGGGGCAAACGAUUUCCACCGCAUUUACAUCGGCUGA